This is a messenger RNA of Camelina sativa (false flax), 2349 nucleotides long. The record is from RefSeq and is a predicted model, not a curated record. Lineage: Eukaryota; Viridiplantae; Streptophyta; Magnoliopsida; Brassicales; Brassicaceae.
AUGUCUGGUCAUUUCUAUCAGGCUUAUUGGGAUAUUGUGGGUCCGCAAGUGGUUCAAGAAGUGACACAGUUCUUUGAUACUGGUUCUCUACCUGCAGAUUGGAAUUUCAAGCAGAUUUACCUCAUCCCUAAGAAGCCAAACCCUUCUAAAAUGACUGACAUGCUCCCCAUCAGCUUAUGUUCGGUGAUCUAUAAGGUUGUGUCUAAGGUUAUGUGCAAUCGCCUUAAAGAGUUCUUACCUGAUAUAGUCUCUGCGACACAAGGAGCCUUUGUGGCUGGGCGCUUAAUAUCCGACAACAUCUUACUGGCACAUGAGAUGCUUCAUGCAUUACGCACCAAUCCUCAAUGUGAUGAAGAUUUCGCGGCCAUCAAAAUUGAUAUGUCAAAGGCGUAUGAUCGUGUCGAGUGGCGUUUUUUGGAAGAAUUGCUUAUCCGCUUGGGAUUUGAUAUCAAGUGGGUUAAAUGGGUUAUGGUGUGUGUAAGCUCAGUAUCUUAUUCAGUUUUACUGAAUGGUUCGUCGUACGGGUACUUUAGGCCGGAGAGAGGUCUACGCCAGGGUGAUCCUCUAUCACCCUUCCUUUUCAUCCUCUGUGUUGAAGCUUUGGUCCAUAUUAUGAAUAAAGCGGAGUUGGAGGGACGGCUCACAGGAAUGAAACUCAACUCUUCCUGUCCAUCGAUCCAACAUCUUCUAUUUGCGGACGACAACCUUUUUCUUUGUCAAGCAAACUUACCGGAAUGCUUUGAGUUUCUCAAAUGUCUACGGUUAUAUGGAGCAGCCUCUGGUCAGGAAAUAAAUUUUCAAAAAUCAGCAAUCACGUUUGGUAAGAAACUGGAUCCUUAUAUGAAGCAUCUCUUAGGCUUAUAUACUGGAAUUGAACUUGAAGGAGGCAAUGGGAAGUACCUAGGACUGCCAGAGUGUUUUAGUGGCUCAAAAAAGGAUUUACUGCAGUUUAUUACUGAUAGGCUUAAAUCACGGCUGAGCGGUUGGUACGAGAAAACAUUGUCCUUGGGUGGUAAAGAGGUCUUGUUAAAUUCGAUAGCUCUUGCUCUUCCGGUCUAUGCUAUGUCAUGUUCAGGCUUAGCAAACAUCAGUGUCGACAACUCACAAGUGCAAUGUGUCAAUUCUGGUGGAAUGCAAAUGCAGACAAACAUAAGAUGCAUUGGACGUCAUGGGACAAAGUCUGUCAAUCGAAACAGAGAGGUGGCAUGGAGGUUGCUAGACGAACCUAACUCUCUGUUGGCUAGAGUUUAUAGAGCAAGAUAUUUCUCUGAUAAGUCUUUCAUGGACGCAAAGUUAGGUUACCGCCCUUCCUAUGCAUGGCGUAGUAUCAUGUUUGGUCGUGAGCUGCUGGAGAGGGGAUUAAUGAAAUCUAUUGGUGAUGGUCAGACUACUAAUGUUUGGCUAGAUAAGUGGGUCUCAUAUGGCUCUCCACGUCGACCUUUUAACAAGGAAAUUACCAUUGACCUGUGUCUAAAGUUGUCGUCGUUGAUAACAGAGGAAAGAACAUGGAACAUUCAAAGACUCCAUGAUUUGUUUCCUCCGUGUGAUGUAACUCUCAUUCGAUCCUAUCCACCAGCUCUGACGCUCCCUGAUCGUUACAUUUGGGCCUAUACGCGGGAUGGUAGGUUUACAGUUAAGAGCGGGAAUUGGUUACUCACCAAGGAAGCUAACAACCUUAGUCUGGUAGCUGAACCUGCUGCACUGUUUAAUAAGCUCAAGGAAAGGAUCUGGAAAGUACACACAGAACCGAAGAUCCAAAUGUUCCUUUGGAGAAUGUUAUCAGGUGCUUUAGCGGUCGCUGAUUGUAUGAACUCUCAUGGUGUUCAUGUUAACCCUGUUUGCCAGGUCUGUAAUGCAGCAAAUGAGACGAUAGCUCACGUUCUCUUUGGAUGCUCUCUAGCCUCUCGAGUAUGGGAGGCCACUGCUUUACCUCUUCCGUCGCAAGGAUUCUUAAACUCUAUCACAGAAAAUGUAGAGUAUAUAUUUGGUUUGAUGAACAAGAGUACCAUUUUGGAGAGGUGGAGAAAUGUUAUCCCCUUGUUACUUUGGGAAAUUUGGAAGGCAAGGAAUGUUUUUGUUUUUGAAAACAGAAACCAGGAUCAUCAUGUUUUAAUUGCUUCCGCCUUGGAGACAUCAGAGGAGUGGCUUAAGCAGCAGGCUCUCAUACUUACGGAAUCUCGGUUUGAAAAUCAUGGGAGGGGAAGCUGGACUCUUGGUUUAGUGGUGGAGCUUGGCUUCUACGGGACCAUAAUGGGGAUGUUAUGUAUCAUGCGCGAGAUGCCUUCGUUCCCUGCAAAAACAGAAUCUCGGCGGAGCUCAGUUGUGUAUUAUGGUGUCUACAAAGCCUGA